Messenger RNA from Pungitius pungitius (ninespine stickleback), 1648 nucleotides. RefSeq names its product RCC1 domain-containing protein 1-like. The record is from RefSeq and is a predicted model, not a curated record. Bases 92 to 1255 code for a protein of 387 amino acids. NCBI's taxonomy places the organism in Eukaryota, Metazoa, Chordata, Actinopteri, Perciformes, Gasterosteidae. The transcript is spliced from 8 exons.
UGCGCAUGCGCCGUACAUACAGUUACUGCCGGUGUUCAAAACUUUGCGGACAACUGCGUCGCAAGGCUCUGCGGCGCAAACAGCGUUUCCAAUGCGGUGGUUCGGAUUUGGUUUUAACGCGUUUGGACAAAUAUAUGUGCGCGAGAAGCUGCUGAAAGGGGAGUACAGCGAUGCGGCGGAAGACGUUAAAGUGAGUAGUCCAACGGAGCUCUGCAGUCAGCUGGACUGCUGCGUGAGGAACGAAUGUCAAACACAAGCAAGUUGGAGUCGAAGAGCAUCUUUGCAUCUGAAUAGUGACAGCUGUGUGUGCCUCGCGGGGUUCGACUCCAGUGAGUCGUGUAACGCGCGUCCUGUGACACGGAGUCGUGGCUGUAAAGAUGUCCUCAUCAGUGAAUCCUUCUUGACCCUCGCUUUUUCGGACCGAAUUGAGUCCUGGGACCUGCAGAAGCAAGAGGAGACUCCAUCAUGGAGCAUGGAAAUAAAACCCCACCCCGAGAGCUCUGGGCCCUGUGUGACGCUCCCAUUGGCCCCCGGGGGUUACAUAGCCCCUCUCCCGCCCCUCUACCGCCCGCUGUCACCACACCUGCGAGCCAAGAGGCUGGCGCUGAGUUCAGAGCACGCCGUCCUGCUCGGGGCCUCUGGAGCUGUGUACACCUGGGGACUGGGCAGCCAUGGUCAGUUGGGGCACGGAGACUUGGCCUCUGAGGAGAAGCCCAGGAUAGUGGAGGCCCUCUGGGGGAUGCCCAUGAGCCAUGUAGCAACAGGAGGCUGGCACUCUGUCUCUAUUAGUGAUGGAGGAGACCUCUAUGUGUGGGGGUGGAAUGAAAGUGGCCAACUUGGACUUCCAUCGCGAGGUCUGAGGAAAGCACUGCAGCAGCAAAGUAGCCAACAAGAAGGAGCACGAUAUCUAGAUGCCAGCACAUCUCCUGCUGAAGAGUCCAAGGAGGGGGAAAAGCAUGAAGAGGUAUUCAUAUCAAUCCAGGCAUUCCCAGCUCUGCUUGACGUCACUCCACCAUGUGAAAUUAGAACAGUGAGCUGUGGAUGCCGCCACACAGCUGCAGUGACAACAAAAGGUGACCUCUAUACUUGGGGCUGGGGUGACUAUGGCCAACUUGGACAGCAGAAUUUACUCAGUUCAGAUGAGCCGCAGCGGGUGGAGUUCUUCAGGGAGCAGCAGAUGCAUGUGACUGACGUAGUGUGUGGGGCGUGGAACACUUUUGCUGCUGUCGUCGAGGAGGAAGUAGCUUGCUCAUAAGGACUUUAUGGGAUCCAGUUAAUUAACAUGGACCCUGGACUUUGAACAAACAUACCAGGAAGCAAAAAUAGUAACAGCAAAAGACUGAAUUGAGUUUUUAUUUAUUUAGUGAUAUACAAGCUCCUUUUUGUUUAUCUUAAAACAAUCAACUGCAUAAAUGAGCACUUUGGAGGUAUUAAAAUGUUUCUCUCUAGAAAAAAAUGAAUAAAUCACAGGUUAUAUAUUUCACAAAGAAUGCAUCAAACAGUUAAGGCAAUAAAAUCUCCAGAUAACUAUACUUGUAGGGAAAUCCCUAAAACUGUUGUAAUUGAAAAUUAAAUACCACAAGGGUUAAAAGUAGAGGUCUUUCCAAAGGCCAAUGGACGUUUUCACAGCACAAUCUUAAAAGAACUG